AUGGCGAGAAAUUCAACGGCUGUGAUUUUAGGGUUUGGAAUUCUGGUCUGUGUGAUAUUCUUCUUCUUCCUCAGUGAUGAUGGAAGAAAGAUUCUUCAAUGGCGUCUGAUUCAUGGGUUUCGACCCGACUCAUUACUACUGCUUAAGGGGUCGAGGGAGCCACAAGUGCCAUGCUACUUCAUAUUUGGAGACUCAUUGGUAGAUAACGGCAACAAUAACCAUCUUCAAACAUCGGCCAAGGCCAACUUUGCUCCUUAUGGCAUCGAUUUUCCUCAAGGCCCGACCGGAAGGUUUUCCAACGGACGAACUUAUGUGGACUUUCUUGCCAAAUUAUUAGGUUUCAAGCGUUGGAUUCCUCCCUUCGCUACGGCUAGAGAAGAAAGCAUUCUCACCGGCGUAAACUAUGGAUCCGGUGGUGCGGGCAUUCUUGAUAUGACGGGACAAAAUUUGGGUGAAGUUAUUAGCUUGAACAAACAGUUGCGUAACCAUAGGUCAAUUGUUAACCGAAUUGCCAAUAAGCUAGGAAGUAAAGAAUUAGCCGAUCAUCACCUAAACCAAUGUUUGUACACGGUUGGAAUGGGAAAUAACGACUAUCUCAACAACUAUCUUUCGUCAAAGUAUCCGACGAGCCAAUUAUACACCCCCGACCAAUACGCAACACUUCUAGUCCAAAAACUGUCCCAUCAAUUAAAGAAAUUGUACAAAUUAGGAGCAAGGAAAAUUGGGGUAUCAGAAGUGGGCCUAUUGGGCUGUUUACCGGGUGUAAUGGGCCUUAAUGGAUCAACUUGUGUGGGAUACGUCAAUGACUAUGUCAAACUCUUCAACCACAGGCUUGGACCUGUCGUUGAAGGUCUCAAUGCCAAUCUUACCGACGCAACAUUUAUCUUGUUGCCGUCUGGGAACUCAUCCGUGCCCGGUGUGACGAUAACGAAUGCUCCUUGUUGUAAUGUGACUUCAAGUGGAGAAUGUUUUCCAAACCUAGUGGUAUGUAAAAAUAGGACAAGUUAUUACUUUUGGGAUGCUUUUCAUCCCACGGAUCAGGUUUACAAAUCCGCAGCUCUAAGUGUCUACAAGGUCAUAUCUACGUCAAUCUUGAAAGAAAAAGCUCGCACUUGGAUGAGUUUUGAUCAAUAGAUUUGGUGGCUAUAGGUUGUGAUGCAACCACAUUUAUGUUUUUUUUUUUUUUCCUUUUGUGUGAAGUCAUAUAAAGUGUGUAUUAUUAAUGAAUCAAUGUAACUUCCAAAAAGGUUUGUUUAUUGUGCCUACUUAUAAAUAAAUUAUUUUUAUGUUGUUCA
Impatiens glandulifera is the source of this 1295-nucleotide messenger RNA. RefSeq names its product GDSL esterase/lipase At5g45670-like. The record is from RefSeq and is a predicted model, not a curated record. Gene Ontology annotation, molecular function: hydrolase activity, acting on ester bonds. The coding region runs from base 1 to 1134 and encodes 377 amino acids. Lineage: Eukaryota; Viridiplantae; Streptophyta; Magnoliopsida; Ericales; Balsaminaceae. The transcript is spliced from 6 exons.